Penicillium samsonianum is the source of this 1392-nucleotide messenger RNA. RefSeq lists its product as uncharacterized. Gene Ontology annotation, biological process: spliceosomal complex assembly; protein phosphorylation; regulation of mRNA processing. The record is from RefSeq and is a predicted model, not a curated record. NCBI's taxonomy places the organism in Eukaryota, Fungi, Ascomycota, Eurotiomycetes, Eurotiales, Aspergillaceae. Gene Ontology annotation, molecular function: ATP binding; protein kinase activity. The transcript has 2 exons. Bases 1 to 1392 code for a protein of 463 amino acids.
AUGGCACGCUCCUUCAGAGUGAUCGCGCACCCUGUCCACCUUUCGAUCUUAUCUCGAUCGUCAAUUUCAGGUUUCCAACCCCUUUGGCGUCAAAAGCUCGACUCGGUGUCUUUCAUGCGGUCGUGCACCACUCGGGCCGAGAACCAUCACGUCAAGUAUAACUGGAUCCAGGGUGUGGAGACACUUGAGUUAUACCAGCCUGGAGGGUAUCAUCCCAUCAUGUUGGGUGACGUGUUACAUGGCCGUUAUCUCAUUGCAGACAAACUUGGCUUUGGGGCCUAUUCAACGGUUUGGCUUGCCCGAGAUACUCAUAUGAACCGAUAUGUUACUCUCAAGGUCAGCAUAGCCAACUCGAUUCAGUGCGAGACGAAAAUUCUCAAGGCUUUGUCUGCUCCGGCUCCGUCGUCUUCACUAAAACAUCCUGGGCGUGGUUCAGUACCUGUUUUCCUAGAUGAAUUCGAAGUGCAAGGUCCUAAUGGAAAACAUACAUGCUACACGGUGGCCCCUGCACAAUGCAACCUUAGAGAGGCCUCAUUUAGCUGUCUUUUCCCCCUCGAGGUUGCUCGAUCACUAUCAUAUCGACUCGCACAGGCCGUUGCUUAUACACAUUCACAAGGCUAUGUCCAUGGAGAUAUUCAUCUAAAUAACAUUUUGUUCAAGCUGCCGUUAGGUUUCGAUGAGCUUUCUAUCAAGCAAUUCUAUGAAAGAUUCGGCGAACCCGAGACAGUCCCUAUCACACGACGUGACGGAGAACCAUUACCCCCUAACGCCCCACCCAAAGCUGUUGUACCGCUAUUCAUAGGGAAAUAUGCGGAGAAGUACGCAUUAUCCGACGCGCACCCACUUUUAACUGACUUUGGCGAGGCGUUUUCCCCCGCUUCGGAAACUCGUCUUGGGCAAGACUGCCAUACGCCCAACGCGUUUCGGGCUCCAGAAGCCAAGUUCGAAUCGCAAGUCCCGCUCGCAUAUCCCUCAGAUAUCUGGAGUCUGGCUACGGCAAUCUGGGAGAUUAUCGGAAUGAAGGCCAUCUUUGGCACCGAUUUUGUGGAUGAGGAUCAAAUAGCGGCUCAGCAUAUUGAUGUACUAGGACCUAUGCCAUCGGAAUGGUGGCAGCGCUGGGAAUCACGAUCUCGGUUCUUCGAUGAGCAUGGCCAUCCAACGGAGUCCUACAGGGAAAAUAAAUGGCCUCCUCUUGAGAAAUCAUUUGAGAUCGGUGUGCAGGAAUGGAGACGGAAGAUGGGAGGCGAGAUUGAGGAAGAAGAGAAAGUUGCGUUUCUGGAUUUGAUGCGCCGGAUGCUGUCAUUCCGGCCAGAAGAGCGACCGACUGUUGAAGAGGUGCUAAUGUCGGAUUGGAUGGUCAAAUGGGCAUUACCUGAUUGCGAGCGGAGCUAA